Molecule: messenger RNA, 1487 nt
Organism: Culex quinquefasciatus (southern house mosquito)
Lineage: Eukaryota; Metazoa; Arthropoda; Insecta; Diptera; Culicidae
Product: E3 ubiquitin-protein ligase TRIM37
Exons: 4
Coding region: 107-1435 (442 amino acids)
Biological process (GO): negative regulation of centriole replication; protein autoubiquitination
Cellular component (GO): aggresome; peroxisome
Molecular function (GO): tumor necrosis factor receptor binding; ubiquitin protein ligase activity; zinc ion binding
Source: RefSeq, a predicted model, not a curated record
UUCGAUGGGAUCGUUGAUCUUGAUUUCUUACAUAAGUGCUUGCAGUGAUUAGUUCGUGUGGAUUGAUAACGUGUUGCCCGAAAAGGAUAUGUUGUAAGGGAUUGGAAUGGCCGAAAAACAGUUCACUAAAUCUGCAAACACAGCAAAGGAUGAUCAGGAUACGCGUCUACAAUUUUUGGAGCAUUUCGACGACAUUUUCAAGUGUACCAUAUGCCUAAUCAAACUGCAAGAUCCCCACCUGUGCCCUCGGUGCUCAAAAUUGUACUGCUACGACUGCAUCUCCGAGUGGCUGUUGAUGAACUGUCCAGAGUCCGAGCAGCACAUGAAAUGUCCCAACUGUAAGCUAGACCUCCAGCUGGAUAAGCUGGUGAAAGUACGCUGGUUCGAUGAAGUGGAAAAGCUUCAGCAACGUAACCAGAACGGUGUCCUUGAACCGUCCUGCUCCUCCGCAAAGCCAUCGACCAGCAGUAAGAGGGACAUUUGCCCGAAGCAUCAGCACACCAUCAACUUCUUUUGCUGCACGUGCAGGUUGUGCGUUUGCGACGAAUGCCUUCCGGAAAUGCACCUUGAUCAUACGUUCAAAUGCUUGGACGUGAUCUACACCAGCAACGUGCAGAUUGCAGAGGAGGAAUUUGAGAAGCUUCGGCACUACCUGAAGAAGAUUACAACGCUCGUCGAGAAGGUCGAUCGCAACGUGGAGCUGGUGAAAAAGGUGAAGGAGGAAAAGUUGCGUGAAAUUCGUGCAAUUGCGGAGAGUGCCAUCGAAGGGCUCGAGCGACAGGUUGGCGAAAAGCUGCAGAAACUUCAGGGCCACAAGUUCGCUCUGUUGGCCGAGAUUCAGGACAUUGAAAAGUCACUGCGGCACAUGGAAGCGGAGGUCGCGACCAGCAGCCGGUCGGCGUUCUUGGCGAAGAAAUCGAAGAUUUUCAAAGAAUGCAACAAGAUUCGAAUGAAUCCGAUUAAGGACUUUAAACAAAUUCGAGUCCCGGUUAGCCUGAAAAUCGAAAUUCCAACAAUUUAUGAGACUGGCAUUUUUGUGAUAGAAAAUUUUUCAUCCUUCGACGACAACAAGAUGGCAUACUCUAAUGAAUUUUCCGACAACUUUGGUCACAUUUGGCGUAUCAUGGUGUGGUGCGUAAUUUCCGAAGACCAGCUUGGAAUUUAUCUUGAGCUGGUAGAUGGCAACCCGUGCUGGAUGGAGUGCCGCUUCCAACUAAUCCACCCAGAGCCCAAAAAGAUCAUUCACAAGAAAAUCAAGCAAUUCUUCGAUGGAGGCACCCAGAAGGACUGGGGCUUUCGCGACUUUGUGACCCUCGGGACAAUCUUGGACGAUAACUACCUGAAGGAAGACGACUCCCUUGAGCUGCUGUACCACAUCCGACCUUGCCCUGCUGCUGCUGCUACUGCUGCUGGCUGUAGCGGAGUCUCCGAAUAAAAUAUGACAGAGUCUGAGCAUCUCGCGUAAAAUAAAUACUCUUUUUAUCGCA